AAUUGUAAGAGAAGAAACUGGAUUCAUACACGGUGGACCAUACAUCAUGUCAGGAUCUAUGAGAAGGAAGUUGGUUAUCAUGGGCGCGCCUAGUGUUGGUAAAACAUCCCUCACUCAACAAUAUGUAUCUCCCCCCACAUACAACGAAUCCUAUUUCCCAACGAUUGAAGCGACUUCGCACAAGGUGAUCAACUACGACGGCGAAGAAUAUAAUUGUGAAAUAGUAGAUUCCGCAGGUCAAGACGAAUAUACCUUGUUCCCCUCGAAAUACGCCAUAGGGGUACAUGGGUAUUUAUUGGUUUACAGUAUCAAUUCAAGACAAAGUUUCGAAAUGGUACAGACCGUACAUAAUAAGAUAUUGGACUUUGCUGGGUUGGAAAAAGUUCCUUGCGUCAUUGUCGGACAGAAAUGUGAUUUGGACAGCAGUGAAAGACGUGUAACAACCAUCGAAGGACAAGAACUGGCCAAAAAGCUGAAAGCUGGUUUUGUUGAAUGUUCAGCUAAGGACAAUAAGAAUGUUGGGAAAGCCUUCGAAGCUCUGAUGAACGAAAUGAGAAUGGCAUACAACCCUCCUCCGGAGAAGAAAAAGUCUUCUUGGUGGAUUUGGGGUCGAUGACCGAUCUGUCUACAAACCCCAUUUUUUUCCCCAUCAUUCUUCGAUUCGAAACUCAUCUUCCUCCUAGCUCCAUCCACACUCGCCCACCUGCCGAGACCAUCUUCAAAUUUCCUAAACCCAAUCCCGUAUCGUCAUGG
Messenger RNA from Tremella mesenterica DSM 1558, 753 nucleotides. RefSeq lists its product as uncharacterized. The record is from RefSeq and is a predicted model, not a curated record. Gene Ontology annotation, cellular component: plasma membrane. Bases 47 to 616 code for a protein of 189 amino acids. Gene Ontology annotation, biological process: small GTPase-mediated signal transduction. The transcript has 4 exons. Gene Ontology annotation, molecular function: GTP binding; GDP binding; GTPase activity. NCBI's taxonomy places the organism in Eukaryota, Fungi, Basidiomycota, Tremellomycetes, Tremellales, Tremellaceae.